AAACAUUUUCGCUGACCACGGCUCUUCGGUUGCCCGUUGCUCCAAAGUUCCCGCCACUUUGAGGAGCCGUGUAAAUGUCGAAGUCGAGCAGAAGCACCGCCACACGUCGACAGAAAGUAAGAUUUUUUUAUAUUUUUUUUUGUCUCAUCAUUUAUUGUUAGUGAUCAUAAAAGUAAAGUAGCAGAUUAUACACAUAGCGUGGCACGUGACACGCGCAAGUCAAUGAGUUUUGUGCAGCAGAUGUUUGGCUGGUGUAAACCUUCAGUUUAGGUUUGUAUUACCGGUUACCUGCCGUAUAAAUGUUAAUGUAUCCAUUUUAAAGGAGACAAAGAGAUAGGUGAGCACGAAACAAAAGAAGACUACUCUCUUGGCUAUUUGAAAAUAAGAGUUCCAUUUCUUGAACUAAUAAUAAUUUCAGGCAGGUCGUAAGUGCCCGAAUUCUUGUUACAACCCAUUUUUACCAAUGCAUCAUUUUGAACCAAAUAAUAGACAAGUACAAAUAUUUAAUUUUAUCUACUAGAAUUAUCAAGACCAAUCACCAUUAUAGUAUCACAAAUUAAAUAUAUAUCUAUAUCUAUAUAUAAAUACACACACACAUAUAUAUAGUGACACCUCGACUUACGAAACGCUCUAAAUACGAAUUUUUCGAGAUGAGAAUUUUUUCACAAGCCAUUUUGAGUUCUACAUACGAAACUAGAUUCGAGAAUGCUUAAGUACGGUGGAGCGUGAGAGAGCGAUCUCAUUGCUUCACGUCAUGCAACACAGAGAAAUCUACAAAUAUAGUGUAAUCGGUACUAGGUUGAUUGGAAUAAGUACUUAGUUAUCACACUCUGCACCCCAUAUUGUUCACUUCAUCAAUUUUAUGAUGGAAGGUGAUUUUCUCACUACAUACAUACGCAUCGUGGACAACCAAAGAUUUGAUAAAUAAAAAUGUGUAAUGGUAAACAAAAAACACAGUUAUGGCCUAAAAUGCAUCAAAUUCUCAUUCGUGUGAUCCAUGUCUUUGCCGUUUCUUAAUUUAGGUAAGUUUUAGUAGUUAUUAUUAUUAUUAUUAUUAUUUAAAAAAAUUAUUAUUUUUAAAUCGGAGAACGGAUUAGUUCAUUUCCCGUAGGAUGUCAUGAGAAAUUGGCUUUCGAGAUAUGAACUUUUUGAGAUACGAAACACCGUCAGGAACGUAUUAAGUUCGUGAGUCAGCUGUAUUUUGAUAUUGAUAUGGCGAACCGCAAAGAAGUCCACUCUCUCACUAAAUGGGGUUACGACGCAGACCUGUUUACUCUUAUGAUUUUGGCGUACAAUGUACGAUUUUGAGGUUAUAAAUUAUAUAUACUACAUGUUUAUUUUUUACUAUUAAGAUAAGGUAUUGAACGAUUUUGUGAUGAUAUUGUACGAUUUUAAGAGUUUGAGUGUAAACAGGUCUGACGACGUAAAGCUACACAUUUUCAAAGGGGUGACUCGCGGUGACACAAUGUCAAAAGGAAAUAAUUUAUAAUCAAGAUCAAGUUUAGGCCUAGUGAUAAUAAUUUAUAUCUCCUUGAGAAGACAACAUUUAAAGAUUUUCUCAUUGGGAAAAAUUCUAGUUUAAUUGUAUAAGACCGGUCAGUUUCUUUCCUAUUAAAUCCAAAUAGUUCCCCGUUUAAGAAGAAGUAAUUGAACGUGGAAUUCCCCUUAUUUAAACACCGUAAGGCCAGCUGGUCUCAGGUAGACUUAGUAGCGGUGAACAAGUAUAAUUGAUACUCUGUUAAAAUAUCCGGAUACUUUAAAAGAAUAAAAAUGAAAAGCCUAAAAACUAUUCUUCUAUUUUACUUUGUUUAUAACUUUGUUUGUAUGAUUUGCUUGAUUGUUUGUUUGCUUGAUUGUUUAAUUGAUAUAUUUCUUGCGUUCUUUUUGCUGUUAUGAAUUUUUAUUUACCUAUUACAAACAGUUGAAAUUACUGUCUCGUUUCAAAUGUACAGGAUGUAUCAUCUUCUGCCUGUGGACAUCAUAGGAAACAUAAAUUAAACAAGUUAACGAAAAUGAAACCCUGUUAUAGCCAACAUUGAAGCAAGCGCCGUCUGUGGACACUGCGAUAACUCACCAUCGGCACGGAUAGAUUUCAUAACAAACGAACAAAAAAACAAUAACAACAACAAAUUUAAAAACAUGAAAAAAAAUAGAAACAGCGCUAAUACUCUCAAAGGAAAAAUGCGCUCAUGCUUAUUCAAGGAGAAAAAUCUUGUUUUCUCCUGUCAGCAGCACACGAAGCAGUGGCGUAGCGAGGGUGUUUGGCGCCCGGGGACAAGAUUCGCGCCCGGGGACAAGAUCCAUUUUUAGCGCCCCUUUAUCUUUUUUUUUAAACUCUCAAAUCCAUUAUUUUCAUCAAUAAAAUAAUAACAAAGCACAUUUUGGCGCCCCUAACUAGCUUGGCGCCCGUGGACAUCUGUCCCCCUGCCCCCACCAUCCUACGCCUCUGACACGAAGGCACACUGACACCACAUUAGAUCGUACGCAGGUUGUGUGUGGGAUGGUUUGCCUCGCUAAUCAGUCCGCUUCUGAGCUGCGUGUUGCCAAAGUCUUGAUGACAUCUUCUUCUUCUAUAUCUUAAGGGCCCACGAUCAAUUUAUUGAUCAUUUUGGCUCCUAUGCAUGUAGAUGGGAUUUGCAAUGUUUCUGUUACUGGUGGUGAUGAGGAAAUUAUGCACUAGGGGUUUGAAGGCUUGAGGCAAUAGACACAAAUGUGUCUAGUGUUGUCGCCUCAACUAUUCCUUUUGAAAGAUGGUUCCAGUCCCUGAUUGUCUUGGGCAGGAAUGAGCUGCUCCUAUACUGGCUUCUUGCUGGUAUGAGCCUGAAUGGCGCGUUAUGAAAAGAUUAGCUACGAAAAUGAGGAUUUACAAUGAACUCCAGGAAUCGUGUACAUGUUGGCCAUUUUAUUAUGAAAGCCAGAUGACCAAAAAUGGCGACAACGGCCGUGUACACAUUUUUCUAUGUGUCGAUAUUCAUAACCGAAUAAGUGGCUGCGUCACUAGGGGGUGCCUGGGGUGCCUAACAUCGUCCCGCGGGAACCUAACAUCGUCCCGCGGCACACCUAACAUCGACUUGCGGCACACCUCAAAUCGUCCCGCGGCACACUUAACAUCGACUUGCAGAACACCUCACAUUGUCCCGCAGCACACCUAAUAUCGUCCCGCGGCACACCUCACCUACAUCGUCCCGCGGCACACCUCACCUACAUCGUCCCGCGGCCCACCUCACAUCGUCCCUUCGUCCGGAGGCACGCCUAACAUCGUCCCGUGGCACACUUAGUAUCGUCCCGCGGCACCCCUAACAUCGUCCGGCGGCACGCCUAACAUCGUCCCGCGGCACACUUAGUAUCGUCCCGCGGCACACCUAACAUCGUUCGGCGGCACGCCUAACAUCGUCCCGGGGCACACCUCACAUCGUCCCGCGGCACACCUAACAUCGUCAAGCGGCACACCUAACAUCGUCCCACGGCGCUCACGUUGCGGAGUACUGCUAGAACUAAUAUAUUAUAUGAUCUGGUAUUAAGAACUGCUCUUUAUCACGUCCUCAUUUCGUCUUAUUUUUCAUGUGUAUAUUCUUCUUAAAUCUUAUCAUUGUUUAUCACUCUCACUGAACCUGCGAGUAGCACAAUCCCUGCUAAAAGCACCCCCCCCCCUUUUUUUGAUCUGAUCCCAAUAGUUUGUGCUAUUCUCAGGUUUCACUGAAAUCAGGAGAAUCAGGUGAAAUUGCUGUUUAAUUUUUCAUGGUCUCAACUGUCCUGGCACACAAAAAUUGCCUCUACACCGGUAGUACACGAAAGAAGGGACGGGGUGUGGGGGGGAAGCCUCCUUUAGUUUAAACCCACAACAAUUCUCUUCUUAUCACCCGAGGUUUGUGUGCGUACCUGGAUUAUAACUCACCAACAUAAUCAUCUCUCUUUUUGUGUUACACAUGGUAAGUAUUAGUUGUUAUCGACCUUGUACAUUUUUCUUAAGACAAAGCUACCUGUGAUUUGUUGCAUAUAUAGAAAUAUAUAUUGACUGAAAAGUUAGUAUCAAACUUUAAACAUGCGCACUCUUAGUAAAGCCAGAAAGUAAAGCCUACAUAGCUCUAACCCAGUGGUCGGUAAACCGCGGCUCGCGGGCCGCAUGCGGCUCUUUAGCGACCUGAUUGUGGCUCGGCCCGUCGGCCACAAAUCGGUUUUGACUCCAAAAAAACAUGGUUCUUGACAGGUUCUUGACAUGUUCUUGACAGGUUCUUGACAGGUUCUUGAAAAGAAAUUUGGCUUUUAAAUUAUUUUAAAAAAAAUCGCCCUGCUGCUGAUUUUUGGCUCUUUUGACUUAUGAGUUUGCCGCCCACUGGUCUAAUCCAUUUUAAUUUUAACACACAUUGUGAAAUUGCCUUCUAACUUUAAUUUUUAUUGCAUGGGGUUAUUAUGUAUGGGCGCUAUUAUUGUAAUUGUAUAAUAAAAAAAAAUAUCAACUUAAGUCUGUGGUCUGUGUAACAAACAACUUUUUAUUCACCAUUCUACAUUCUUCUUAUGCCCCCACAUAACAUGACCACUCCAAAUCUCCAACCGAUAUUCACACAUUCAAGUUUAAACACUGAUGAACACAACUCACCACAUGCACUCAUACACCAUGACGACAUCAGAGGACAAUCCGAUCAUAAAGUUCAAUCAAUGCACAGCACAAUAAUAAUCGCCAGUCACUCACACACGUCACUUUUUUUUUUUUUUUUAAGUAAAAAAUAUAUUACACGUUAGGUCUGUGGAGUUGUACAGCAAAUACUUUAACACCAUUCUCUGGUUUAAAGUCUGGUCUCUUGUCUUCUACAUGGCCUUCUGGUCCCGAAUAUAAAAACCUUUUUAUUUAUAGCAUAGCUUCACUCCUGCAAUAAAAUCAACUUUAGUUUAAUAACACCACUUCACAAUGCAGUCUAUUUUUGUCUAUAUGCAUGACUGUCACCUCUGUGUUUUUUUUUUAAAUCAAUACAUCUUUGAUUCAAUGUUAAGUUCGUUUGCAAAGACAAUAGCCAUAUUUAACACAGAGUCCAACCGCAGACCACCUGGAGUGUCUACACAAGAUGUUUCUAGGAAUAAAUAAAAAAAAAAGAAGACUAUUGAUUUUAUUCUAUGUUGAGCCGUCGCUAAAAAUAACCGCGGAUUGUCAGAUGUUACGACAAGUUUUUAAGCCAUGUUCACAACAUGUUGCAAAAGUCGUGCUUAAGUAGUACAUCUGAUGAUGUCAAGACCUGGCACAUAAUUACAAGUGUAGUUUACAACAACAACACAAAAAAAUAAAAAAAUGCGACAUUUGUUUCACACUGGCGAUGGUGUCAUACAUAAAAACCUGUUGCCCAGGGCCGCCUGUCAACUGUAUUCCCAUCAUUGCAAAGUGUUGUAACAGCACAAGUGACAGUUCAUGUGACAGUAUAACAAGACCCAACUAAUUCACACAAAGAAAAAAAAAAUCCCUUUAAGUAUUCUGGAGUGAAAACGAAAAAUGGAAGCUGGUGGUCAAGUCCAGGAAUGAACAGUUUGGGAACUCGCCCAAGAUGGAAACCCCCCCCCUCCCCCAACCACAGCGGUAUCAAUUUAUUUCUCAACAUUUGGUACAUGAUCAGAACGUGCAGGAGCACCGCGCUCUCAUGUGUGCCUGGACCUGGGUCCUGAUCCAAGCAUUUUCUCAAGAUAAAGUGGGGCACGUUUAACAAAACGAAGUUGGCAGCUUGCUCUUGAGAUUAUAGGCAACUUCUGGUCAUCUUGAGAUUAUAGGCAACUUCUGGUCAUCUUGAGAUUAUAGGCAACUUCUGGUCAUCUUGAGAUUAUAGGCAACUUCUGGUCAUCUUGAGAUUAUAGGCAACUUCUGGUCAUCUUGAGAUUAUAGGCAACUUCUGGUCAUCUUGAGAUUAUAGGCAACUUCUGGUCAUCUUGAGAUUAUAGGCAACUUCUGGUCAUCUUGAGAUUAUAGGCAACUUCUGGUCAUCUUGAGAUUAUAGGCAACUUCUGGUCAUCUUGAGAUUAUAGGCAACUUCUGGUCAUCUUGAUAUUAUAGGAAACUUCUGGUCAUCUUGAGAUUAUAGGCAACUUCUGGUCAUCUUGAGAUUAUAGGAAACUUCUGGUCAUCUUGAUAUUAUAGGAAACUUCUGGUCAUCUUGAUAUUAUAGGAAACUUCUGGUCAUCUUGAGAUUAUAGGCAACUUCUGGUCAUCAGAGACUAUAGGCAACUUCGGUUCAUUAGAGAUUAUAGACAAUUUCUGGUCAUCAGAGAUUAUAGGCAACGUCAGGUCAUCAUAGAUUAUAUACAUCGUCUUGUCAUUAGAGAUUAUAGACAACUUCUGGUCAAUAGAGAUUAUAGUCAACUUCUGGUCUUUAGAGACUAUAGACAACUUCUUGCCUUCAGAGAUUAUAGACAUCUUCUUGUCCUCGGAGAUUAUAGUCAAGUUUUGGUCAUUAGAGAUUAUAGGCAACUUCUGGCCCUCAGAGAUUAUAGGCAACUUCUUUUCAAAAGAGAUGAUAGGAAAUUUCUGGCCCUCAGAGAUUAUAGGCAACUUCCUGCCCUCAGAGAUUAUAGGCAACUUCUGGUCAUCAGAGAUUAGAGUUAGCUUCUUUCCCUCAGAGAUUAUAGGCAACUUCUGGUCGUCAGAAAUUAUAGACAACUUCUGGUCAUCAGAGAUUAUAGACAACUUCUGGUCAUCAGAGAUUAUAGACAACUUCUGGUCAUCAGAGAUUAUAGACAACUUCUGGUCAUCAGAGAUUAUAGACAACUUCUGGUCAUCAGAGAUUAUCGACGAAUUCUGGUCAUUAGAGAUUAUAGAAAACUUCUGGCCCUCAGAGCUUAUAGAAAAUUUUUAGUCAUUAGAGAUUAUAGUCAAGGUUUGGUCAUUAGAGAUUAUAGUCAAAUUCUGGCCCUCAGAGAUUAUAGGCAACUUCUUUUCAAAAGAGAUGAUAGGAAAUUUCUGGCCCUCAGAGAUUAUAUGCAACUUCCUGCCCUCAGAGAUUAUAGGAAACUUCUGGUCAUCAGAGAUUAGAGUUAGCUUCUUUCCCUCAGAGAUUAUAGGCAACUUCUGGUCGUCAGAAAUUAUAGACAACUUCUGGUCAUCAGAGAUUAUAGACAACUUCUGGUCAUCAGAGAUUAUAGACAACUUCUGGUCAUCAGAGAUUAUAGACAACUUCUGGUCAUCAGAGAUUAUAGACAACUUCUGGUCAUCAGAGAUUAUCGACGAAUUCUGGUAAUUGGAGAUUAUAGAAAACUUCUGGCCCUCAGAGCUUAUAGAAAAUUUUUAGUCAUUAGAGAUUAUAGACAAUUUCUGAACCUCAGAGAUGAUAGGCAAAUUCUGGCCCUAAGAGAUUAUAGUCAAAUUCUGGUCAUCAGAGAUGAUAGACAACUGCUUGCGCUCAGAGAUUAAUGGCAACUUCUGGUCCUCGGUGAUAAGCUGUUUUUAUUAUUUUAUUUUUAACUUAUCAUUUUUUCGCCAAUAUGUUCAGUGUGGUUAUGUUGUUUGUUUCUAAUUUCCUAUCCAAAAAUAAUCAAGGGGAAUAUUAUGGCAUUGUUGCAUGUAAUCAUUAAAUUUGAUCAAUAUAAGGGGUCAUCAAAUGUGACCAACAUGAGAGGUCAUCUAAACUGACCCUCACAUGGUCAUCAUAUCUAACGAUCACGAAAUAUACAGUGUAAGGUUUCAGUGUCAAAUUCUUGCAUUUUUAUGUAGUUGAAUUUGUUACCAUAAGUCGUUAUCAACUCCUUUAGCCGAAUUCACAGUCGAAAUUCACAGCCCCAAGACGUAGUUGAAUAUGUUGCCCUAAGUCGUAGUUGAAUAUGUUGCCCUAAGUCGUAGUUGAAUAUGAUGCCCUAAGUUAUAGUCGAUUAUGUUGCCCUAAGUUGUAGUCGAAUAUGUUGCUCCAAGUCGUAGUCAAAUCUGUAGCCCCAAGUCGCAGUCGAAUCUUUAGCCCCAAGGCCUUGUCGAAUAUGUUGCCCAAAGAUGUAGCCGAAUAUGCUCCCCCACGCCGUAGUCGAUUCAGUUUGAUUACACUGUACAUAUUUAUUGUCAGCCAAUUGAUGAAAAGUCUGAUAAAAAAAACAGAAUAAGAUGAGACAAUUAUUCAGUCGGUUUCUCAGACCCAAGAGCUUUACAUUUAUAGUUAUGCUUUUGAGCCGCUUGAUUUCUUUUUUUUUUUAAAUCCUUUAUAUUCAAUUCGCUUUUGUUCGUGUGUUUCUUCCUCGCUGGGUGGCAAAAUCUUCAGACGGUUAAUUGACCUACAUCCCGUCAACCUAUCGAGCUGAAACUUUCGCAAAUCGACUCGUUGCCGAUGACAACACAUUCUUUCAAAUUUUCAGCCCCACCCCCAUAACACAAGACUCAACAAAUCAAGGGAAGAUAAAGGAAAUAUGAUGCUGAUGAUUUCACAAAAUGAAAUUCUGAUAAUUGUGCUUAAUGAGAUUUUUUUUUUUUUUUUUUUUUUUUUUUUUUUAUUUUUUAAAUCUUUUUUUGUUUUUUUUUUUUUUUUUUUUUUUUUUUUUUUUUUUUUUUUUUUUUAAUAUCGGAAGACCUUUUAGUGCGUAAUAUUUUCUUUUGUUUUUCUGAAAUAGUUGGUGAAAUAACUAUGCGGUGUAGUUGUGUUACCAUGUGUUGUGUAGUUAGUUAUCAGAUGUGUUGUGUAGUUAGUUAUCAGAUGUGUUGUGUAGUUAGCUAUCAGAUGAGUUGUGUAGUUAGUUAUCACAUGAGUUGUGUUGUUAGUUAUCAGAUGUGUUGUGCAGUUAGUUAUCAGAUGUGUUGUGUAGUUAGUAAUCAGAUGUGUUGUGUAGUUAGCUAUCAGAUGAGUUGUGUAGUUAGUUAUCACAUGAGUUGUGUUGUUAGUUAUCAGAUGUGUUGUGUAGUUAGUUAUCAGAUGUGUUGUGUAGUUAGUAAUCAGAUGUGUUGUGUAGUUAUUAAUCAGAUGUGUUGUGUAGUUAGUUAUCAGAUGAGUUGUGUAGUUAGUUAUCAGAUGAGUUGUGUAGGUAGUUAUCAGAUGUGUUGUCAGUUAUCAGAUGUAUUGUGUGGUUAGUUAUCAGAUGUUUUGUGUAGUUAGUAAUCAGAUGUGUUGUGUAGUUAGUUAUCAGAUGUGUUGUGUAGUUAGUUAUCAGAUGUGUUGUAUAGUUAGUUAUCAGAUGUGUUGUGUAGUUGGUUAUCAGAUGUUUUGUGUAGUUAGUUAUCAGAUGUCUUGUGUAGUUAGCUAUCAGAUGAGUUGUGUAGUUAGUUAUCAGAUGAGUUGUGUAGGUAGUUAUCAGAUGUGUUGUCAGUUAUCAGAUGUAUUGUGUGGUUAGUUAUCAGAUGUUUUGUGUAGUUAGUAAUCAGAUGUGUUGUGUAGUUAGUUAUCAGAUGUGUUGUGUAGUUAGUUAUCAGAUGUGUUGUAUAGUUAGUUAUCAGAUGUGUUGUGUAGUUGGUUAUCAGAUGUUUUGUGUAGUUAGUUAUCAGAUGUCUUGUGUAGUUAGCUAUCAGAUGAGUUGUGUAGUUAGUUAUCAGAUGAGUUGUGUAGGUAGUUAUCAGAUGUGUUGUCAGUUAUCAGAUGUAUUGUGUGGUUAGUUAUCAGAUGUUUUGUGUAGUUAGUAAUCAGAUGUGUUGUAUAGUUAGUUUUCAGAUGUGUUGAAUAAGUAGUUAUCAGAUGUUUUGUGUUGUUAGUUAUCAGAUGUGUUGUGUAGUUAGUUAUCAUAUGUGUUGUUUAGGUAGUUAUCAGAUGUGUUGUUUAGGUAGUUAUCAGAUGUGUUGUUUAGAUAGUUAUCAGAUGUGUUGUUUAGGUAGCUAUCAGAUAUGUUAUGUAGGUAGUUAUCAGAUGUGUUGUGUAGUCAGUUAUCAGUUGUGUUGUGUACCAGUCAUACGUUUUGUGUAGUUAUCAGACUUAUGAUGUAGUGGUCAUAUUUUUUAUGUAGUGCUCUGUGUAUAUUUAGUAUAUUUUAUAUCCUCAUCGUUAGUGUCCCCCAAGUUUACGACUCAUAUAAUUUCAGCCUUUGACAGCGACGCUCGUUGUGACAUUUUAUGACAGAUGUUAUGGCUCUGACCUAUUUGUUUAAAUCCUUGUCUGGCCCAGAGACGAUUUUAUUUCCAGGCGGAUUAAUCCAUUUCAGUGUCGCUAAAUCAUUCGUCUUAGCCAUGAAUGACUCCAUUGAUUGAUUGAUUGAUUUUGGUGGGUUGGUUUGUUGUUUGUUUGGCGGUUGGGUGGUUGAUUGAUUGAUUGAUUGAUUGAUUGAUUGAUUGAUUGAUUGAUUGAUUGAUUGAUUGAUUGAUUGAUUGAUUUUGGUGGGUUGGUUUGUUGUUUGUUUGGCGGUUGGGUGGUUGAUUGAUUGAUUGAUUGAUUUGCUUUGUAUGCUUGGUAAAUUUUAGAGUCACUGACGGUCUUUGGAGAUCUUCCUGAUGUCUCCCACUAAACGGGAAGCAAUUAAUUGCUAUAUGUAGUGGCAUAUUUUUUUAACAGGCUAGAUAAUAACAGGGACCCUACCUGCCGGUAUUGCAGCCUGGUCCCAGAAACACUUGCGCAUCCGUUUGCAGAAUGUCCGUCACUAGAUGUUUCGGGGGAAGACAGGGCGGCGGGAGAGCCCUACGCGAAGAAAAUGUUAUGUGGGAGAGCUCAACAGAUGGGUCUGGUGCUGGUGGCCAAUGUACUAGCCGGGGUCAUAAGAGAGUAGCCUCAGACCCUCAUUUAUGCGUCAGUAGUGCAUGUAUUUGUAGCAAUGUCUUCUUAAGUGCACUCAUUUUCAAUGGUUAUGUGUGGCUCCACGUCAUGCGGCUUUCGGACUAUAGUAUUUCCGGCUCUAAAAUCCAAUUCAUGUGUUUGGACUGCCUCCCUGCCUCCACAACAUGGCUUAAUUAAUCGACUUAAGGGCUAUUUCUCGGGACAAUACACCCAAAUCCCUCGCUAGACGGCCAUUAUUUUGAGGUUUUGAUGGAUUUUAAAGUUAGAUGGAUCCGCAGAGUGGGCACAACUGGGGACAUCUAGAGAGACUUGCCCAGAACCGGGAUGCCUGGAAAGCCUUUGUUUGUGGUCUAUGCCCCAGACGGGAUGAGAGGCGAUGAUGAUGAUUGAUCUGCAGUUUGUCUUCAUUUGUUAUCCAGUUGGUCCAAGAUCGCUAUUGCUCAUAGACAGCUAUCGUUAUCCAUACGAAGUUACCAUGGUUACUAAUCAGAAAAAAAUAUAUUUACAAAGCUUGAUCUAAAAAUAAUAUUAUUAACAAUUAAUACUAAAGUCUUGUCAUGUUAUGCACCCUUGACAUGAAUGCCAUGAUCUCAUUCACGUGUUAGACACUUUCUCCGCCCCUUUUAUUUAAGACCCCACCGCAGUGGACUUACUUUUCCUCUCUUCCGUCCCAUUUUGCCUGCAUUAACUCCUUCACCAACGUAUGAUCCAUCGCAUUUCAAUUGCUGUCCUCUCUGAUGCUAAUCAUUAUUUUAUAUCGUUUUUACUGUUGUUUAUUCACUGAAGGAAUCUUCUUGCCGACACUUUCGUUGUCUUGUUGCGUUCUUUUUUCGGGUUUCACCUACUUUGUAUCGCUCACUUCCUUCUGUCUAACCCGUGUGUGGCGUCGCCCGUCCUAUUAUCAUGUUCCUCACUAAGACACACCCCAGCGCUUCAUAUUUUGCAGCUAUCUGAAACUGAUUUUUAAUGGAUCUUUAAAUAAAAGUUUCGAAACUUUCUCUUGUGUUAAACUAAAUUAUCAAAAUACGCAUUUUAAAAACUUCAGUUCUUUUUAAACAAUCAAGUGUUCUUUAAAUCGAUUUUCCCAUCUUCAUUAUUUACUUUAAUAUUUUGUACAACGUAUCAUGGUCUACUGUAGAUUUGUCUUCAAAACGACCGAAAGAUCAAACGUAUCGGUUUUAACCGGUUUGAAGGUAUUAAAGGUUUACAAGCUUGUGAUAUAGAGACUACUUUUCUCGGCGUUAAAUCAAAUGUAAUUCUGUUUCAUUUACAACGGUUCCAUUGAUAUCUUUUACGUAAUAAUAAUAACAUCUCAAAGGAUCUAAGAGCCAGUCGCGAUACAAACGGAUUCAAGAAAAACAAUCUCAUUACAAAGUUAUUUUAAAAUCAUAUGCCUUGGUCCCCUGCACCGUCGUGCCACUGAUAACAUCACACGCCUUGGUCCCCUGCACCGUCGUGCCACUGAUGAUAUCACACGCCUUGGUCCCCUGCACCGUCGUGCCACUGAUAACAUCACACGCCUUGGUCCCCUGCACCCUCCGCCACUGAUAACAUUACGUAUACCCAUUUGAGGAACAUUCUUCGCGUGACUGUCAUUAUUGGACUAUCGUUUACUUCUGAUGGAGUUCUACCGAUCCCUAAAGUGGGCAUAAAACACUGUAUCAACAGUGGGACAUUGUCACAACAAUGCAACACUGUCACAGCAGUGGGACACUGUCACAAAAGUGGGACAUUGUAACAAUAGUGCAACACUGUCACAACAGUGGGACACUGUCACAACAGUGGGGAAUUGUCACAACAGUGGAUACUGUCACAAUAUGGGGACAUUGUCACAACAGUGAGGCCCUUUCUCAAAAUUUUGGGCACCGUCACAAAAUCUUGGACACUGUCACAACAGUGUGGCACUGUUACCGUCUAAAAUACACGCUUGGUUUGUUUUUACUCUAUUUAGUUGCUUUUGUUUUGUUCAGCUACGGGGCCAUUGUUGUUUUAGGCUCAGAGAUCUGCACACCCCAUUCUGAUCUCAAUCGAUACAUAGCACACACACACACACACACACACACACACACACACACACACACACACACACACACACACACACACGUACACACUCUGCUUUUCACACACAAAAUCUCAGAGAUCUGCACACCCCAUUCUGAUCUCAAACGAUACAUAGCACACACACACACACACACACACACACACACACACACACACACACACACACACACACACACACGUGUACACGCUUUGCUUUUCACACCCAAAACAACCCACCCAAACAUAACACCCUCGCCCACACUGUUACGUACCGUUGUAAGAAUAGAGAAUUUAAUCUCUUAUUUGACAAUAUCGCUCGUUGAAAAAAAAGAGUACACAACAAAAGACGAAGUCAUAAGUUAAAUACAACAAUAAAAAAAAACGAUACCCAAACUAGGGCUAAUUACAUUUAAUACGUUUAUUAGGGUAAUUAUAAAUUACAAAAUCAAAAAUAAAUAAAUAACUAAAGCUAUUGAAUUGCGGUACAGUGAUGACUUGUAUCGGUAAAAUGUUGAAGAUGAUACAAUGUUGUUAAAGGAUCAAACACACUGCUAGCACUGCCUUCUAUUGUGAGAAAUUAAUCUCUUAGCGUAAGUUAUUGGCUCGUUCUAAACAGUGCCUAACACAGGACGAUACCAUAGAGAAAUACAAUAGCAAAAAUACGACACUCAAAACAGUACUAAUUACAAUUAAUAAGAUUUGUUUAAGUAUUAAUAUAAAUACAAAACAAAAGAAAUAUAGAUACAAUCAUCACAGUUACAGAGUAUGUCUUGUACCAGUACACAGUUAGUACAAUGUGCCACAGAAAUAAGGUACACUGAUGAAUGCGAAUAAACACAUAUGAGUACACAAAGAAUAGUACAAUUGUCUCGUGAAGUGAAAAAAUAUCAAUCAAUCAAUCAAUCCCUCUCGAUGAAUCUAUGAAUCCCCUUUUAUAUCUAUACGUCGGUAGAGCCACCACCUCUAGAAACGUACUCUACAUUGUUUAUCUUCCUAGUCAAUUAUCGAAGUUUCCCCAAAAUUCUAUUAUAAUAUAUGAGCUAUUUUAGUUGAUAGUUGUGGAAAACAACGGCUAAGAUGAAAGGAAAUAGGUCACGCCCAACACGAACGCCGACUAAUGUGGGGUCAACCAGAGUUCACGGCACGGGGAAAGUGUGACGUAAACACGUCCUACAUAACAACAUACACACGGCAAAUAUUAGUAAACAAAUCUCUGUCUCCUAUGGCAAAUCUCUCUCGUCAUCCCCCAAUCACUCUAUAGAGGCGUAUCUAUAGUCUGUUUCAGAGACAUUUCUAAAAUGGACUUACACCUUGUAUUCCUUUCUCCAUUAGUCUCGAUAUUUCUACAUAAUUCUAAUUAUGCAGACCAUAGACUUUAUUUUUUUUUAAAAGAAGGUCAAGGGAGACUAUUUUUAAUUAGUCACACCCAAAACGUGGUUCAGAACUUGGGGUCAGCUAAAGUUCAGUCAUCAGACUAGAUGAAUGAAAGUGAACAAGACGCCUAAAACAAUCAUCCACACAUACCUACCUACACAUCAACACAGCCACCCACACAGAGCCCUGGUACCCUAACCCGGAAACGUCCACACACGCCCUCCCACACUCAGAAAACACUUACUCGCACCUACACACCCACACCCACCCACAAACACACGCACACAACCUACUCACACAUACACACAUGCACUGUUUACCCCCAUGCGACGUUGGUUUUUUUUGGACUUGGAUAUUUCUGAUAUUUCAUUGGAGAAUGCAUAACCGUAGCUCAACUCCAACUUCCCUCUCCAAAUAAACUUCGUUUUCUUCUAUCCGCUUCUACCGGAAGACGUUGCGGGGAUUUUCCACAAGCUGUGAGGCUUGCUGAAGAUUCAUGACGAGGAUUUUGAUGGUCUUCUUCUAACAAUAUAACCGGAUUGCCUUUUGUUGUAGUCCGGUAACGCCGGUUGGUGGCCAAACCAAAUUAAUUUCCUUGCUGGUCACAUACUGGCUGAUUGGUACGGCACCAACAAUUGUUCUUUUUUUUCCCCUUGUUCUAAAUGUGUUCUCUUCUCACUUUGCAAGCUGCUCGCCUUAAAAAAUCUCAUCUCUCAGGUAAACAAAUUUUUUUCGCAAGAAUUUCUAUUCAGAGCCAAGGGCUGUGUUGAUUCACCUGGCCUUGGUCACCAUCUUCUGGGCGCCUCAGUCCAAACGAAAUCACAUUGAGGAAAGUUGCUUGAACUAAGGGUGUCACCUUGGACACGUUUCAAGCUUUCCUCAAAUUAUGACAACGAUUUCAAAACCCGUUGGCAUGAUGGCGCAGUGGUAGUAUUGUCUGUCUUUCAACCAAGAGAUAGUCGGUUGGACGUUGUCCGGCGGUCGUCCCCAGGCAAUAUGUUUGUGUAUCUGGUUAGAGUCGUCAAACGAGUGGGGCAGCUCUUCUUGCAAGCCAGCAGCCAAUCCGGCGUGGGGUAGAUCAAAAUGGAUGUGCGCAACUUGCUGUGGUCUUAUCGAUAAGAUUGCAGCAGCUUUGCGUUGAGAUCACAUUGCUAUGUUGCCCCCUGAUUUAUGAGUCAAUUUGUAUUAUCUUUAUUUGUGAGCAUUGCACCACAUUUUUUGUGAGUAAUAUACCACAUUUAUUUGUGAACAGUGUACCACAUUUAUUUGCGAGCAGUAUACCACAUUUAUUUAUGAACAAUGUACCACAUUAAUUUGUGAGCAAUUUAACCACAUUUAUUUUCGAGCAAUAUUCCACUUUUAUUUGUGAGCAAUGCACCACAUUAGUUUGUAAGCAUUGCACCACAUUUAUUUUUUAGCAGUGUAUCAACUUUUUCGUGAACAUUGUGAACAGAACAGACCGUGUUAGUCGCGCACUGUCAAGUUAUGACGUCAGUGCCUAUGAAUAAACCAUUAAACUCUACCGAAUGCUGUGGUGAUAUUUAGGUUUUAGAUGGUAUUAGUUUAAACGAGUCAGAUUUUCUAUACAGAUAGGUACAAAUAAACGCAUGAAAUGGUUGCAUACGAUCUAAAUAAUACUUUUUUUUGUUUGGACAUUGAUAUCAAUGUCGACGUCAUUUCCUUCACUCACUUUGUCGCGUGUCAUCAGAAAUGUCCACUCAUGCGGCCUUGGUAGGUCACUAUCGCUGUCUUGGAGAAACGUUUCUAUACAUUCCAAUUGUUGUGCCACCACAACCCCACCCCCCUCUUCUAUUAUUUGUGAACAAAACUGACUGACGCACGAAGAUAAAGGGGAGCAAAUCGACAAGUGACGAAUGCUUUUAUAGCACACGUUCGUCAGCCUUCUCUUACCACACUGUGGUCUGGUCAGUACGUAGAUUGCUUACAACUUAAACAAAAUCCUGUGAUACAACUUAAAACGUAGGGUAAAAAGGUCCUGGUAUACAAUUCAAACGUAGGGUCUAAAUGUCCUGUUAUACAACUUAAAACUUAGGGUACACACCUGGUAUACAAUUCAGACGUAGGGUCUAAAUGUCCUGUUAUACAACUUAAAACUUAGGGUACACACCUGGUAUACAAUUCAGACCCGCAAUUGCCAAUGUUAAGGACGCCUGUUGAUUGUUUCCUUGGCAAAAACAUGAAGCAAUAUUUACGAUCUGUUGUGAAAUGGCAUUGGUGGUUGUCUUAUCUCAAGUGUUAGUUUGAAGUGACCGUAAACAAAUGCUUGAAUAGAACGGUGGAUGGCAACCAAUAGAAAUAACUUCAUAUUUAAUCCUGUGUGAAAUAACUUUAUCUUUAAUCCUGUGUGAAAUAACUUUAUCUUUAAUCCUGUGUGAAAUAACUUCAUAUUUAAUCCUGUGUGAAAUAACUUUAUCUUUAAUCGUGUGUGAAAUAACUUCAACUUUAAUCCCCUGUGAAAUAACUUCAUCUUUAAUCCUGUGUGAAAUAACUUCAUCUUUAAUCCUGUGUGAAAUAACUUCAUAUUUAACCCUGUGUGAAAUAACUUCAUAUAUAAUCCUGCGUAAAUAACAUCAUCUUUAAUCAUGUGUGAUAUAACUUUAUGUUUAAUCCUGUGUGAAAUAACUUCAUCUUUAAUCCUGUUUGAAAUAACUUCAUUUUAAUCCUGUGUGAAAUAACUUUAUUUUUAAUUCUGUGUGAAAUAACUUCAUAUUUAAUCCUGUGUGAAAUAAAUUCAUCUUUAAUCCUGUGUGAAAUAACUUCAUCUUUUAAUCCUGUGUGAAAUAACUUCAUCUCUAAUCCUUUUUGAAAUAACUUCAUCUUUAAUCAUGGUUGAUAUAACUUUAUGUUUAACCCUGUGUGAAAUAGCUUCAUCUUUAAUCUUGUGUGAAAUAACUUAUUCGAUUUUUUGUUUUGUUUUUUUUGGUUUCAAGAACUCAGUUUCACAGAAUUACAAUGAGAACUUAAAACUACAGUUGUGACUUAUUAAAUAAAGCAAAUUGUUAAUGAGACAUAAAAAAUGUAUAGAAAUAUUUAACUCACAAAAUGGUAUGUCAAUGGCUCCCUUAGCCUCAUAACCCCUUCCAGUGAGUCCUUUUAAUUACCACCUCGCUUCCCUUGGGGGUGCAAGCACCUCAAUUUGAGAAACACUUCUUUAUAAUAAUUUUGAUAGGGGUCUGUAUGCGCUAUGGUGUACAAUGGUAUGUUUGAUUUAUGUCUAAAAACUCAAGAUAUGAACCUUGUCCCAUAUAUUGUUUAUAUUUUAUGUAAGAUUAAAUGCUCUGUUAUUUUAAUUUUUGUUGUAAAAAAAAACGCCUUACAUUUGAGAACCAGCAGCUAAAACUAUUCUUUGGCUGAGCACCCAUUUCCCUUCUGAUUUAAAGUGGUGAAAUUCUUUCCUAUUCACAAAACGUUUCGGGCGGUACGCCACUCUAAACACAUCUUCAUUAGAUCUCAUUUAAGAAGUGUGGUAUUCAUUACUGAGCCUAGGUCUAAACAUAACGCAACUUGGAACCAUUUCGAAACACCACCGCUCAGCGGCGUAGCUAGAGUGUUUGGCGCCCCGGCGGGACAAGGUUCAUUUUAAAGAGCCUCCCUUACUUUGUUCAACUCUCUAACCGAUUAUUUUCAUCAAUAAAAUAAUAUCUACGUAUAAUUUGGCGCCUCUAACUAGUCUGGCAUCCAGGGAGUACCCACUGCCCCCCCUCCAGCCCCACCCCCCCAGCUAGGCCGCUGGCACCUUUACACAGAUCGCGAGCGUGAGCCAAACUAUAACGCAUGUUUAAAGUGAUCAUAACAGGAUUUUUUUUUUUUUUAAACCGGUCUGGAUUGCUUCUUUAGGUUCUCUGCUAGCAACAGCCCGCUGUACCCAUGUGACGCCUGCUCAUGGCCUGCAUGGGUGGGUGUGUCCCUGAACGAGACGGGAAUGGCGCCUACGACUACCCGGAGGACGCCAAAACGGCCAAGCAGAGAGACAGGGAGAUCACCAAGCUGCUCCACAAACAGCACAAAGAGGACCAGAGGAGACUCAAGCUGCUUCUUUUGGGUAACGUUCAAACGUUCUGGUCUUUAGGCGUAGCUUGGUGUCUUAAUAUGUCACAGGCAAAGUCGGAAAUCCGUCAGACAUUAUAUACGUGUUACGUGAAAAGUGUGAAGUAUAUUCAACGUUGUAUGUGUUAAAAAGUGGAAAAUGCAUGAAACAUUAUAUAUGGUGCAAGCGAAUUAGGAAAUCAUUGCAUUCUAUAGAGGACCUGGUUGGACAUAGGCAAAUUAUACUGUCAAGAAAAGGACGGGAUAUUUUUUUAUUAACAAGUAAAGCGCAGCAGUAAAAAAAAAAAAAAUAAAAAAAAAAAAAAUGCAAUACAACUGUCAGAAGAUUUAUCAUUUAUAUAUAUUUUAUCCCAACAGUCUGAACUUGACCUUCAUUAUGCAAGGACAAUAAAAGGAUUCUUUAACCGAUCCGUUCCUUUCAUUAUAAUUCUUUUUUUUUUUUUUUGGUCAAGUUUAAUUUAUUUGAUUUUAAAAGUUAAAAAGUUUAUAUAUAUAUAUAUAUAUAUAUAUAUACGUUUUUGUACCAUGUGGCCAAUUUACGAAAUGUCUAGUUAAAGCAAUUACAAAUAAAUAGUUUCAAGAUGUAGACUACCAACUGACUGAUAUUUUUACAAUUUUCGGUGCAACAUCUGAUGGCAAGCAGACGAGAGAAAAUUUUUACAAUCAAUUUUUUUUUUCCAUCCGGAAUGAAUACUAUCCUCAGCUUUAAGAUAAGAGUACUGGCCACAGCCUUAAGUCAGCAUAUUGCUAAGAGCAGUCUUUGGAGUGUCAGUCUACUGUCACGGCAUGGAUGGAUUUUGCUAGGAGCAGUCUUUGGAGUGUCAGUCUACUGUCACGGCAUGGAUGGAUUUUGCUAGGAGCAGUCUUUGGAGUGUCAGUCUACUGUCACGGCAUGGAUGGAUUUUGCUAGGAGCAGUCCUUGGAAAGUCGGUCUAGUAUCACGGGGACUAUGGCGAUUGAUCGAUAUGAUCCUUUUGGUUGGGUGCACAGUAAAGAUUGGAUUAGAUUUACCUCAAGGAGUUUCCAGCAUGUUAAAAACAGUUGAAGGUUUGAAUGGCGCUAUAAUUAACUUUUUUUUGUUUUUUUUUACAAGAAGCCUAUAUUUGAGUUAGAAGACAUUAUACUGGGUUUUAAAAAAAAAAAAAAUAGGAGUUUCCAGCAUUUUAAAAGAAGUUGAAGGUUUUAAUGGGGGUAUAAUUAACUUUUUUUUGUUUUUUUUUACAAGAAGCCUAUAUUUGAGUUAGAAGACAUUAUACUGGGUUUUAAAAAAAAAAAAACUUCUGGCAAGCUGAAACCCAACAGUCUAUCGGAACUCGUCCAGGAUAUGCUAAGAACAUGUGUAGUAACAGAGUCAAGGGUAACUGAGAACAUUUGUAGUUACAGAGUCAAGGGUAACCGAGAACGUGUGUAGUUACAGAGUCAAGGGUAACUGAGAACGUGGGUAGUAACAGAGUCAAGGGUAACUGAGAACAUGUGUAGUAACAGAGUCAAGGGUAACUAAGAACAUGUGUAGUUACAGAGUCAAGGGUAACUGAGAACGUGUGUAGUAACAGAGUCAAGGGUAACUGAAAACGUGUGUAGUAACAGAGUCAAGGGUAACUGAGAACAUGUGUAGUAGCAGAGUCAAGGGUAACUAAGAACAUGUGUAGUUACAGAGUCAAGGGUAACUGAGAACGUGUGUAGUAACAGAGUCAAGGGUAACUGAGAACGUGUGUAGUAACAGAGUCAAGGGUAACUGAGAACAUGUGUAGUAACAGAGUCAAGGGUAACUGAGAACGUGUGUAGUAACAGAGUCAAGGAUAACUGAGAACAUGUGUAGUAACAGAGUCAAGGGUAACUGAGAACGUGUGUAGUAACAGAGUCAAGGGUAACUGAGAACAUAUUUUAAACAAGAGAGUCGACAUUUAACAUGGUUUGUGUACAUACAAAAUACUAUGUAACUAAAAAUGACAUUAAAGUUCAGACUGUAGCAAUACAUUAAAAAAAAAAACUUUCAGGAAACUUCUUAUGGCCAUGUUGUAUUUUAAACCUCCGUUUGUCCCCGCUGUUCAUUAUUCGUUGGUAACACGUCAAAUCCAUCGUCUGCUCUAUGAUAAAAUUUGCCCGUAUUCCAGACAGGCAUUAUACAUGAUGCUUUAGCCUUUGUACGGAAGGUCUGGUCAAUGUCUAAUGUAUUUCGUACUUAGACUACAAUCUGCAGGCAUUCUAUAAUGCCUAGGCAAUCUACAAAAUGGCUGGAUUAUAAACUUGACUGUGCUUUUAGCUGAAAAAAAAAGUGUUUGCAAUAUGGCGGCAAAUAUGACAGGAUAGUGGAGGUUGUUGAGAAAGAGGGAGAGUGAGAGAAUGAGAGAGAGAGGGGGGGAGAGAGAGAUAGCGGGGAGAGGGAGAGGGAGAGUGAGAGAGAGAGCAGCGUAGGAGGGUUCAGUAGGGGUAGAAAAAUAGACCAGGUUAGGAUAGUGCUUUGAUGGGGAACGGGAAAGGAGUUGAAGAGGAGGCGGUUAGGGGUGGUUAAGGGAUAACUGUGUAUGUUCUUUUGUUGUAAGUUGGUACAAACAUAUGAUUUGUAUGUUAUUUUGUUGUAAGUUGGUACAAAUAGAUGACUAUGUAUGUUCUUUUGUUGUAAGUUGGUACAAUAGAUGACUAUGUAUGUUCUUUUGUUGUAAGUUGGUACAAAUAGAUGACUAAGUAUGUUCUUUUGUUGUAAGUUGGUACAAAUAGAUGACUAAGUAUGUUCUUUUGUUGUAAGUUGGUACAAAUAGAUGACUAUGUAUGUUCUUUUGUUGUAAGUUGGUACAAAUAGAUGACUAUGUAUGUUCUUUUGUUGUAAGUUGGUACAAUAGAUGACUAUGUAUGUUCUUUUGUUGUAAGUUGGUACAAAUAGAUGACUAAGUAUGUUCUUUUGUUGUAAGUUGGUACAAAUAGAUGACUAUGUAUGUUCUUUUGUUGUAAGUUGGUACAAAUAGAUGACUAUUUAUGUACUUUGGUUGUAAGUUGGUACAAAUAGAUGACUAUGUAUGUUCUUUUGUUGUAAGUUGGUACAAUAGAUGACUAUGUAUGUUCUUUUGUUGUAAGUUGGUACAAAUAGAUGACUAAGUAUGUUCUUUUGUUGUAAGUUGGUACAAAUAGAUGACUAAGUAUGUUCUUUUGUUGUAAGUUGGUACAAAUAGAUGACUAAGUAUGUUCUUUUGUUGUAAGUUGGUACAAAUAGAUGACUAUGUAUGUUCUUUUGUUGUAAGUUGGUACAAAUAGAUGACUAUUUAUGUACUUUGGUUGUAAGUUGGUACAAAUAGAUGACUAUGUAUGUUCUUUUGUUGUAAGUUGGUACAAAUAGAUGAAUAUGUAUGUACUUUUAUGUGAUCUUAAUGCUCGUCUUGAGGUGUACUAAAAUGGUUGACGGAAGUCAAGUUUGUUGAGUUGGACUUGUGAUACUCGUGUUGUACUCUAUCCUCCCCCCACACCCCCACCCUCUUCUCGGUGAUCAUAUGUGUACGUGUCUUGCAUGCAGGUACCGGUGAGUCAGGCAAGAGCACGGUGACCAAACAGAUGAAGAUCAUCCACAUUAACGGCUACACCUUUCUGUAAGUAUGCCAUUGACUGGUGAUAUAGUCAACUACACCUUUAUGUAAUUCUGCCAUUGACUGAUGACAUUAUGAACUACACCUUUUCUUUAAGUCUGCCAUUGACUGAUGACAUAGUAAACUAAAACUUUCUUUAAGUCUGCCAUUGAUUGAUGACAUAGUAAACUACACAUUUUCUUUAAGUCUGCCAUUGACUGAUGACAUUGUGAACUACACCUUUUCUUUAAGCCUGCCAUUGACUGAUGACAUAGUGAACUACACCUUACUUUAAGUCUGCCAUUGACUGAUGACAUAGUGAACUACACCUUUCUUUAAGUCUGCCAUUGACUGGUGACAUAGUGAACUACACCUUUCUUUAAGUCUGCCAUUGACUGAUGACAUUGUGAACUACACCUUUUCUUUAAGUCUGCCAUUGAUUGAUGACAUAGUAAACUACACUUUCUUUAAGUCUGCCAUUGACUGAUGACAUAGUGAACUACACAUUUUCUUUAAGUCUGCCAUUGACUGAUGACAUAGUAAACUACAACUUUCUUUAAGUCUGCCAUUGACUGAUGACAUAGUAAACUACACCUUUUCUUUAAGUCUGCCAUUGACUGAUGACAUAGUAAACUACAACUUUCUUUAAGUAUGCCAUUGAUUGAUGACAUAGUAAACUACAACUUUCUUUAAGUAUGCCAUUGACUGAUGACAUAGUAAACUACAACUUUCUUUAAGUAUGCCAUUGAUUGAUGACAUAGUAAACUACACCUUUUCUUUAAGUCUGCCAUUGACUGAUGACAUAGUAAACUACAACUUUCUUUAAGUAUGCCAUUGAUUGAUGACAUAGUAAACUACACAUUUUCUUUAAGUCUGCCAUUGACUGAUGACAUAGUAAACUACAACUUUCUUUAAGUAUGCCAUUGUUUGAUGACAUAGUGAACUACAGCUUUUUUGUAAGUCUGCCAUUGACUGGUGACAUAGUGAACUACAGCUUUUUGUAAGUCUGCCAUUGACUGGUGACAUACGGAACUACACCUUUCUGUAAGUCUGCCAUGACUGAUGACAUAGUGAACUACACAUUUCUGUAAGUCUGCCAUUGACUGGUGACAUAGUGAACUACACCUUUUUGUUGGUAUGCCACUGACUGGUGACACUAACCUAGCUACCUAUACAAUAACAUGGUUACCUACAGAGAGACAAGUUUCCCUACACAGUAACAUAGUCACCUACAUAGUGACAUAGUUACCUAAACAGUGACAUAGUUACCUAAACAGUGACAUAGUUACCUAAACAGUAACAUAGUCACCUACACAGUGACAUAGUGAACUACACAGUGGCAUAGUUACCUAAACAGUAACAUAGUCACCUAAACAGUGACAUAGUUACCUAAACAGUAACAUAGUUACCUAAACAGUGACAUAGUUACCUAAACAGUAACAUAGUCACCUAAACAGUGACAUAGUGAACUACACCUCUUUAUAGGUCUGCCACUGACUGGUGACACUAACCUAGCUACCUAUACAAUAACAUAGUUACCUAUAGAGAGACAAGUUUCCCUACACAGUAACAUAGUCACCUAGACAGUGACAUAGUUACCUACACAGUGACAUAGUUACCUAAACAGUGACAUAGUUACCUAAACAGCGACAUAGUUACCUACACGGUAACACAGUUACCUGUACAAUGACAUAGCUACUUUCACGGUAACACAGUUACCUGUACAAUGACAUAGCUACUUUCACGGUAACACAGUUACCUGUACAAUGACAUAGCUACUUACACGGUAACACAGUUACCUGUACAAUGACAUAGCUACUUACACGGUAACACAGUUACCUGUACAAUGACAUAGCUACUUAAACGGUAACACAGUUACCUGUGCAAUGACAUAGUUACCAACACGGUGACAUAAUUACCUACACGGUGACAUUAAGUUCAGCUAGAUCAUUGCUUUACAAAUAAUUAGGUCAGGUCCUAGGAAAAAAGUUUGUGGGAACUAACACCCCCCCCCCACCGAAUAAAAUAUGUGUUUAUUUCUUAGCAUAAACAGUGCAACGUUUAUUAUAUGACAGAGUACAUCAAUAGACGUACUUGCCAUACGUUCCUGCAGGACCCGAGUCUUGGUCAUAAUGCAGUGGAGCAAUUUGCGUAUUGCGUCAAAUGAAUCUGAAGUUUAGCUACGUCGAAACCGUGAACAAACGUAACAGCCUUGAGAAAGGUGUCGGCCUAAUACCGAGUGCUGAGUGUUUCAAGCCAUCACCCAAAUGGUUUAUUUGUAGAUAUACUUACUUUAGAUUAAGGUUUAUAAAAGGGAUCAGAAAAAAAAAGAUUGGCUGCUAAAGUUUGGAUGCAAUUAACUUUAAUAAAUCGUUUAACUGUUGUUCCACACUUUUGUGCUUGCAGAGAACGGAUUGAGAAAAGGAAAGACAUCAUACGAAAUGUAAGAGAGUCCAUGCUGGUGAGUUAUUCCCCUUGCCACACUUGAAUGGCAUCGGACGAUUUUUGCUUCUUUUGAUGGGUAACAGUUAAUGAAUAGAUAUUUAUGUGCUACUAGCGAGUACCCGGCAUGCGUUGCAAUGCCACUCAAAGAAAGAAAGUGUUUGCAUUUUAAUUAUGUUUCUUCAAGAGCUUUUAAAUACACAAAGUUUUUCUUGUUUUUUCCGUCUGGUACAUACAUGAAUAAAUCAGAAGGUUUUCUGACGCGAGAGCAGGCACCAUACAUCUGUCCAUGGGAGAAGCAUGGAUUUUCCAAAUUUAGUCCGCAAACUUGUAGCGAUUGUCCCUGUGCUUUGUAGAUAGUCAUUGCAGACGCGUGUCGCACAGGAAACUGGAGGCGUUUGAAUUCAAAUGAUAUAUAUGUUGGAAUCAUCAGGAUGCGUGGCAACAGUAUAUCACCUCCUUUAAAUUUUCAAUUUAAAAUAGUAGCUUCAAUGGAACCAAUUUCGGAAGAUUCCUUUGAACAAAUGUACCUAAUUCUUCGAUAUUAAAGUGCGUUUUUCGUUGCAAAUUACGAUGGAAAAGUUUGUUUGCAGAUCGAUUCGGAGAAGACAUUCCCAACUCUACCAGUGAUUUUUAGAGAUUGCCAAACAUAUGUCCUCAAUCGAAACCCAUGGCUUAUUAUACACGUUUGGUGUACAUUUAAUGUCCGGAUUUUGAUUCGUUGCACGCAAACAAUGUAGGAUGUCUUCACUCAUGUCGUCUUUGUAUUUUUCCCAAAGAUCUUUUGGAUUGGAUGGAAAGCACGUUGUCAAUAUGAUUGCAAACAAAGUGGGUAUUUGCUGUGGUUGAGCAAUAUACGAUGCAUCAGAGAGCGAAGUAUCCCAAUGAGCAUCGUUUACCAAAAGUUUUAAUUCUUGGCAAGCUUCACGAUAAGUGGCACAUACUUGACCGUUUACGGUUCUCAGUUUUUGAAAAGAAGUUGUUCCACAUACGUUGAUUAACAGUAAUAGCAAAUAAAAGCUUUGUGCAUUGUUUGGGUGAACAGUGUACAAACGGCCUAAUGCGUGGGCCGAAUAUAAAUUGGGGUGUUCUUCAAAUGCUUUACCCUGUUUGCGACGUUGAAAACUUUUCGCUGAUGCAUUCCAUGUGUAAUAUGUUCGAAGUUCAGAUUAAAGUAGCGUCUUUGCAAAAAUAUCAUUCCCGCACAAUGAGGAAAAUGCAGUUAACGUUGUUCACGGAGGUGACACUGCUCUUACACGUGCAUUUUCUGUUGUUAAGUACAAGCGCUGUCCGUUUUCAAGGUGCACUGCCAAAUGAACGAAUGUUGGAUGGCGUUCAUGGAUUGGAAUUGAUAAAAUGCGCCAAACUGCUUCGUUGCUAUUAAUGUAGCGUCCAAGUUGAUAUCGGUAGAUUUCAUCGAUUGAUCCAGUUAUUUUUCCACUCCAAAAACUGCCAUAUCGCUUCUUUGUUAACAUAUUUGCCAAAGUAUUUGAUCGAUUUCACCGAAUUGCAAUACUCUACAUUGAUGUGUGCUUUGAACUUUUUCGAGAGUAACGGUGAAUAUGAUACAACCCAACGAUUAUUGACUUCAACAUCAUUGUUUCUUACUUUUAAAAUGAUUGAUUUGCCACCCUCUUCAGUUGAUCAGUGGAUAGCCACCAUUGCCAGUGAUAGUCUACUCAAUAGUCUACUCAAUUAAGUCUCUUGGGUAUCGUUUUAAGAAUUUCCCAUCAGACAUGCAUGGUACAUUUUUGUUGAGUAAGCCACAUGGAACGUGAAUCAUGUUUUGGUGACGAUUUCUAAUAAAAUAUUGAUCAAUGUUGGCAUUUGGUAUUUCUGCAGAAAUGACCUUAUCAAUUUGAUCUGGUUUGAUUUUUUCGAUCAACCAAAUUAAAAUGUGUGCAUGUGGCAAUGUUAUUUUUUGCCAUUCAACAGCCCUCCAAAAAACAUGAUACUUGACAAUAAAAUCUAUUAAAGAUUUCAAUUUUUUUUUAACACACGCGCAGUAAUAUCGUGACGAUCUGAUGCUGAUUGUCCAGUUAACAAAAGUUCUUUUAUUUUUUUGCCCCCAGGUAGGGUUGCUUGUAAAUAUAAUAACAAAAUCUGGGCGGCCAUAUGCUCGAACAUAUGUCAUUGCCUCUUGUGCAUAUUCAUAGAUGUGACGUGGACUUCCAGUAAAUGUCUCAGAUAGUAUAACCAUUUUCCCCAAUUCAUUUGGAUUCACAUUGCCGUCAUUCACAAUUGCAUCAUGUAAAUGACUGUACUCUUUGGAACGAAACUUGCUUUGAUUUAAUGGAAUGCAGAGGAGUCGUUCGGUUUUGAUUUUGGCAUUCAUAUCAACAAUGUAUUAAUGGAACAAUUGUCGAAAUUUCAAGAUAUGAUUUUCGGCACUCUCACGGAUCAUCAAUCGAUAUAAAUAAUAUUUCAUGGCACUGACUUUCUUAUUCGAUUCCUCAUCUGUCUGUGGAUUUCUCAAUUUCAUGUUAAAAUGAUAUCCAUCUUCUCCUUGCCAAAAUAAAAUAGGAUAUUGCAAUCCAUCGUAUGAGCGAUGAGUUUCUGAGACUCGCUGAACAUCGCUACUUCUGCGACGAAGAAUUAUAUCACGUGAGUUAAAUUCUUCCCCAACUAUAACGAUCGCCACUUCAUCGAUUGUUGGUGUAUUGUAUUGUCUUUCGUGUUGGCCUACAGGUUUUUUGUCUGCUCUAACUAUGAUUUUGUAGACAUCAGUCGGCAUCUUAUCAAGUGCAUUUCUGAACAUUUGAAUUUAUUCGUUGUGUUGCAAAAAUAGCGAUUGCAAUGUAACGACAAUUUCUAAUUUAGUACCCGUAUUGAUAUGACAACGUUGAUCAAUUUGUUCAUCAGUAUUCCCCAUGAAAUAAAUUUGAACAAAUUUGUGAUCUGUGUUUGGCAGUGGCAGCAGAGAUCCUGUACGAUCAUAAAUUUGUCCUUGAACUUUAAAUGUUGGCAUGUAAUUCUCGCGCACGAUAUUUGUUGCACCGAACGAUGUCAUUUGGAAACAUGAAUUGUACUUGCGUAUGUUUGCCAAGAAAUGGUUCGAUUGGCUUGUUUCACCUGAUACCAACGUUGAUAAUGGUUCGGGCGGUGAAUUUAAUUCUGGCAAUUUCACUUUCCCACCCGCGCAGCAAAUUUCCGGUGUUUUAUUCUUAAAUUGAGGGCACUGCAAUACAUGCAUAAUUGAUCCAUUUUCCCAAUAACCACACUUGGAUGAAGACUGUAAUCAUAAUUAGCAUCGUAAUGGAAUGCACUAAGAUUUGAUUCAGCGUGCAGUGUUCGUCUGGAUCGAGCAGUGCGUAUUCUAUUGUUGUUCGACUGUAUGAACGGAUUUGAGCAUUGCGUAUUCGAGCAGUUUUCAGUCUUUCUUCUCGUUGCUCGAAUGUUUCCGAAGCUCGUGAUGACUUUUUCUUUCGUGCUUGAGGUGUAGAAAAACAAAUAGCUUUUUGUUUGGGUGGCAUACUUGAUUUGACAGCGAAAGUAUUGCUUUGUGACGAAUAUUACAAAUGAAUGUGAUAUCUGUUAUUAGCAAUGGUAUUUCACAGUGAACACAACUUGUUAGGUCACACACAAAAUGAAAUAUCAAUGUUUGUAUUUGAUUCAAUUAAUUUACGAUAUUCCUAACGUUAAUAAUUUUCACACGUUAGGAUCUCCCAUCUUUUUACAUAAAAACCUCGCCCAAAAGGUUCGUUCAUUGUUGGCAGUAGAGUUCCAGUUGUAUAGCUUCACAUUAAUUUAUAAAUCAUAAAUUCCAGCGUUAAAAUCUCGAUAUUACCAUAGUUCAAUACCUACGUUGUCUAGUGUGUUAAUUAAUUACUUAAGAAACCAUCGAUUCAUGUAAAAUAUCUUUACAUAACACAAAACAACUCCGAAAUUAAAAAACUCCAUUAAAGAAAUACUUUUAAUAAAAUAAAAACACGUUUUCAACGUCAUAUCCGAUUCUAAAAUACGUCACACAAUUCAAGCUUAUUUAUAAAAAUAACAAAAAUACUCUAUACACAAAAAAUGCAAAAAAAACUUGUUUUCUCUGCUUUACUACAAAUUUGUUGCCUGUUAGAAAAAAGAAUGUUAAAAAAUUGCCGGCCGAUUAAGUUCCAUACAAUAGCUAUAUUUGAAAUUAUUGUUAUAAAGCUCAUGAAUAUAGGGCCCCCGUCCAGAAACGGACUAUUGCAGAAUUGUUGUAUUACUUCAGAAACCUACUUAAUAUGUCACACACAAAAUUUAAUGUCACUAUUUGUAUUUGAUUAAAAAGCUAUCUAUCCAUGCGUUAGCUCUGUUUGAAAUUAAAGUUGUAUAGCUUAUAUAGAAAGAAAAAAAACUAACAUAGGGCCCUUGGCUAAAAACGGAAUAUUUUAAAAUGGUUGUAAUAAUUUUAAAAAAUCUUUGCGGGCGUGCCAUCUCUUUAAAGUUUUAUCGCAUUCUAAUGAAUGGUAGAGGAACGUAUACGGAAAUUAUUUCUUACAAAGCUCGUAUAAGGAAAAAAAGGGAUUUGGGACCAACUGCCCAAAACGGAAUAUUUUAGAAGAGUUAUAAUCGGAUAAAUGGCGUACGAGCGCAUACGGAAAUUAUUUUUUUACAAAGCUCAUAUAAGAAGAAAAACGAAUUAAGGGCCAACGGCCGAAAACGAAGCAUUUUAUAAGGGUUGUAAUGAAUCGGUUCAAUGCCUGGUUAUGCGGACAACUCACCAACGUUUUGUCGCAGUCGCAUAUAUAUAUAUAAGCUAUUAUAUACUGCUUGCAUAGAACAAAAUACAGUGUAAUCCAAAAUUUUCAUUUAAAUUCAAGUUACUAUGACUUCAAAGUCUUAUGUUCAAAGUCUUCCUGGUAAUUUUUUUUUUUUUUUUUUUUUUUUCUUCAUUUUUUUUUUUUUUUUUUUUUUUUACAUCAAUUUUUACUUUUAACGGGCUCUGAAUUUUUGGUUCAAAUCUUAACGUCCGAUUUUCUAUUUUGUUUCUGUAAAAAUUUGGACGUAACGUCAUGGAGACUCGUCAUAAUUCUCAGAGUUAAUUUAUAUAUUUAAAACUUACCAAAAAAAAUUAAAAAAAAAAAAAAAUUCAGGGAGAACAUUGACAUUUCUUUGGUGAGGUCACUACACUGCCAUAAGAUAAAGGAAGGUUACUCUAAUAAUAGAAGUUCUAUCUUAAGUAGCAGUUAAGUCAGGGACGAGGGUAGUGGGGGCGGGGCCGGUGGUUGUGGACAGUUUAAAAUAUAUUUCUUUCUUUUUUUUUUUUUUUUUAAUUUUCUCGUCUUUUCUUUAUUUAUAUUUAAAUUAAGAUUUGGGAUUUAAAAAAAAAAAAUAAAAAAAAAAAAAAAAAAAAAAAAAAAAAAAAAAAAAUAGAGAAAAAAAAUUUAAUAACUCAAAAAGAAACCAAAAAAAAAAAAAGGCGAAUGAAAUAAGAUAAAUCAUCAUCAAUAUUAAAGUGUAAACAGAAACGUUAUUGGUGGUUUUGUUCUGGCUUUAUCCGAGGGGGUGUGUCCCCAAAGAUCUCCAAGCUGACUAUACAUAAGACUUCCCAAAAAUAAAAAUUUGUAAAAUAAAGACUAAAUCAUAGGAAAUAUAAUCACUAAGGAAAAAAAUCUUUUUAAAGAUAUCAUGACCUUAUGACCUUAUGAAUAUAAUCUCAUAUGAAACCUUAUAGUUUGUGGCCCUAAAAGUUUGUGGAUCUAAACGUUUGUGGCCCCAACAGUGUGUGGUCUUAAAGGUUUGUGGUCCUAGCAGUUUGUGGUCCCCAAAGGUUUGUGGUCCCCAAAAGUUUGUGGUCCUAAAAAUGUAUGGCCCUAAAGGUAUGUGGCCCUAAAAAUUUGUGGUCCUAAGAGUUUGUGAUCCUAAAAGUUUGUUUUCCUAGAAGUUUGUGGCCAAAUGAUCCGCGUUGAAAUGUUCUGUCCAAUUAUUCGGCCGCCCAAUGACGGCUUUUUUUAAAAUAAAAUCCACUGGUAAACACACUCUGCUGGAUUUCAAGGCUAUCCUAGGGGCGAUGCAGCAUCUGUCCAUACCGAUGGAACACGAAGACAACAAGCUGAGUGGGGAAUUUAUUCUCAGUCAAGAGGCGGAUAAGAUCGCUGAAGUGUCGCAAGUAAGCGGUAAUUAUAUAAUCACGGGAUUCAUUUGUCCCAUGCGUUAUACUUCUUAAAGGAGCAAAAAAAAAAAAAAGAUCUAGAUAUUGAAGGGGGAAAAAAGUUGGGUAUUGCAUUAAAAUAUAUAAGGUAUAUUUUGCCAUGCAUAGUAAUGAUAUUUUUGAUCUAUUAUGCGUAGAACGAGUUGGCCAAACCAAUGUAAGUAAAUGCAUGGACUUAUUUUAUGUAGGAGUUUUGGGAUCACUGCAAAAAGCUGUGGAGUGACCAGGGGGUUCAACAAUGUUAUUUGAGGUCCCACGAAUACCAGCUCAUGGAUUCAGCAAAAUAGUAAGUGUUAUGUGUCAAGACUGAUUUAAUAUCUUUAACAUUACUUAAGUGGUUACAUGUUCCCAAAAUCAUUACAUUUCUUACAGGUGCUAAAUUUCUUCCACCCCUUACAUUCCUUUUAGUUACUAUAUUUCUCCCAUCCAUUACACUUGUUCCAGGUGCUAAAUUUCUCCCACACAUUAAAUUUCUUCAAGGUUCUACAUUUGACCCACCAGUUACAUUUAUUCCAGGUGCUACAUUUCUCUCACCCAUUACAUUUCUUCAAGGUGAUACAUUUGACCCACUCAUUAUAUUUUUUCAAGGUGCUACAUUUCUCCCAUCCAUUACAUUUCUUCAAGGUGCCACAUUUCUCACACGCACUACAUUGCACAUAAUUGUUACAUUUUCAGUUCAUAUAUUUUAUCCAUCCAUUACAUUUCUUCAAGGCACUACAUUUGACACACCCAUUAAAUUUCUUCAAGGUGCUGCAUUUCUCCCAACCAUUACAUUUCUUCAAGGUUCUACAUUACACCCACCCAUGACAUUUUUUUCAGGUGCUACAUUUCUCCCAUCCAUUACUUUUCUUCAAGGUUGCUGCAUUUGACCCACUCAUUACAUUUUUCAAGGUGCUACAUUUCAGCCACCCAUUAAAUUUCUUCCAGGUGCCACAUUUCUCACACGCAUUACAUUUCACAUAAUUGUUACAUUUUCAUUUCAUAUAUUUCACAUACCCAUUACAAUUCUUCCAGGUGCUACAUUUCUCCCCCUUAAUUACAUUUCACAUAAUCGUUACAGUUUCAGUUCCUACAUUUCUCUAUGUUGCCAUAUUUUAAACUGUAUCUCCUCAAAUCUGCAGCUGUUUCAAAUAGGAGAGCUCAAUGUUUCAAAUAGGACAGCUCAAUGUUUCAAAUAGGACAGCUCAAUGUUUCAAAAAGGACAGCUCAAUGUUUCAAAUAGGACAGCUCAGUUUUUCGAAAGUUCACUUUAAUAUAUGAUUUUUACUGCAAUUAGCUGACAUCAAUUGCAGCGUUUCUCAGAGUGGUGGUCCACGAAAUGGCACCGGUCCGCAAACUCGCACUAGUCCGCCAACUGGCACUGUCCGCAAACUGGCACUGGUCCGCCAACUGGCACUGAUCCGCCAACUGAAACCGGUCCACGAACUGGCGCUGGUCCGCCAACUUGCACUGGUCCGCCAACUGGCACCGGUCCGCCAACUGACACCGGUCCACGAACUGGCACCGGUCCCCCAACUGGCAAUGGUCCGCCAACUUGCACCGGUCCGCCAACUGGCACCGGUCCGCCAACUGACACCGGUCCACGACCUGGUACCGGUCCCCCAACUGGCAAAGGUCAGCCAACUUGCACGGUCCACCAUCCAACUUGCACUGGUCCGCCAACUGGCACCGGUCCGCCAACUGACACCGGUCCACGAACUGGCACCGGUCCCCCAACUGGCAAUGGUCCGCCAACUUGCACCAGUCCGCCAACUGGCACCGGUCCGCCAACUGACACCGGUCCACGAACUGGUACCGGUCCCCCAACUGGCAAUGGUCAGCCAACUUGCACGGUCCACCAACUUGCCCUGGUCCGCCAACUGGCACGGGUCCGCCAGCCAUAACGACCCGCACACCAUGAGAUAAGAAACUGGAAAAAGUAAAAUAAAGUUAAAAUAAGAAGUUAAAUGACAUAUGACGGUUAACAUUAAAUUACAAUCUGUAACAGAGUCCUCUGGUCUUGGCUGAUCAAGGAUAACAUUAUUAUAGGAAAUAUUUAGGAUAUAUAUAGGAAAUAUUUAGGACAUACGUAGUAAAUAUUAAGGACAUAUUUAGGACAUACGCAGGGCAUAUUAGGACACAUGUAAGACAUUAUGUAGGAAAUAUGUAGGACAUGUUUAGGAUAUAUGUAGGAUAUAUGUAGGAAAUAUUUAAGAAAUAUGUAGGACACAUUUAGGACAUAUGAAGGAAAUAUGUAGGACAUGUUUAGGACAUCUGUAGGACAUAUGUAGGAUAAAUGUAGGACAUAUUUAGGACAUAUGUAUGACAUAUUUAAGACAUAUGAAGGAAAUAUAUAGGACAUGUUUAGGACAUAUGUACGACAUGUUUAGGGUUAGUAAGAAAGAUUAUAAUAAAUAACGCAUCUGUUUUAAAGGGAAACUUAUCUACUGGUCCUUGGUGCAACGGUAAACUUAUCCACCGGUCCAUAGCUUAACGGAAAACUUAUACACCGGUCCCUGGUGCAAUGAAAAUCAUAUCCACCGGUCCCUGAUUUAAUAUAAACUUAUCCAUCGGUCCUUGGUUCAAUGGGAAACUUAUCCACCGGUCCCAGGUUUAAUGGGAAACUUAUCCACAGGUCACUGGUUCAAUGAAAAACUUUACCACCGGUCCCUGGUUCAAUGGGAAGCAUUUUCACCGGUCCCUGGUUCAAUAGGCAACUUAUCCACCGGUCCCUGGUUUGAUGGGAAACUUAUCCACCGGUCCAUGGUUCAAUUGGCAACUUAUCCACCGGUACCUGGUUUAAUGGGAAACUUAUCCACCGGUACCUGGUUUAAUGGGAAACUUAUCCACCGGUCCCAGGUUUAAUGGGCAACUUAUCCACCGGUCCCUGGGUCAAUGGGCAACUUAUCCACCGGUCCCUGGUUUAAUGGGCAACUUAUCCACCGGUCCUUGGGUCAAUGGGCAACUUAUCCACCGGUCCCUGGGUCAAUGGGCAACUUAUCCACCGGUCCACCAACCAGGCUUGGGAAAGUCUGAUGGAUAGGAUAGGCAAGAUAUCUAUUCCCAAGUAAAAUCUGUCUUGUGCUGCACACCACACAACAGUAGUAAACCUACCGUAUCCUGUACGUGUACUUGUUUCGAAACCUAAGGUAGAUCUCUAAUCUAUCACAAGCAUGUUGACAUGGGGCACACACACAAAAAAACAACAACAAAAAACAAACUUUCUCUUUCAAUGAAAUAUAUGGUCAAUCUAUGGCCGCCUUAUCAGCUUGUUGUGUGUGUCUAAGGAGGGUCCUCUACUGAUAACCGGCUUGGCGAGUUUUAAAGAUGUUGGGGACACUUGCAGAUACCAAACACAAAUAGAAGAAAGAAUUCACAACGAACUACAUGCACACGAGGAUUUAGCGGCACACGCCUGAAAUAGCUGAUGUGUGUGUGUGUUAUUUAGUCCAGUGUGGAUGGGUCAUGGCUAUGAAGGUCCAGUCUAUAUAGGUCAAGUGCGUCUGGGGUCUGUGUUUGUUGUUUCCAAUUUAUGUAGAUUUAGUAUGAGUAGGUCUAAUGUACGUUGUUAUAGUGUGGGGUGGGUCUUUUCUAUUUAAGGUCCAGUCUAUGUAGGCUGUGUAUCUAGGGUAUGUCAUUGUAGUUCCAUUGUAUGUCGUUUCAAUGUGUGUAGUGUCAAUGUGUGUAGUGUCAAUGUGUGUAGAUUCAAUUUACGUAACUUUAUUUGUAUGUAGCUUCAAUAUAAGUAGCUCCAAUGUAUUUUUCCAAUGUAUGUAGUUCCAGUAUGUGUAGGUCCAAUGUAUGUGAACAUAUUGAACUAAGACCCCUGGUUGUAGUACAACCUCUACCGUGGAUUUUAUUCCACCCUAACUUUACGUCCAAUCUCCUACAAAGUUUAAUUUAUUUCGUACGUCCAAUAUCACUACGAUCUAUACACUUACCUAAACCACUCAGUUGCAAUAGUUUCUAAUCAUAAGCCUAAUUUAAAUGCAUUUGUGUCGAAUUCAGGUGUUGACAUAUUUUCAACGGUUUUUCUUUAGUUGGCACGAGUAAAUCUUAUCAAUCUAUUUCGGGUGCUUGUAUCCACAGCUCAAAAUUUAAAAAAAAGCCUCAUACAACAUAUGAUUUAUGUUUUCUUCUUGUGUACUUUCAGUUUUCUGGAUAAAGUUGAUGAACUGCGUACACCCAACUAUGCCCCAUCAGAUCAGGUGAGGGACAAAAAAUAAAGACAUUUGCAAAGCUAAGCGUUAUUUUGUUUAUGUUUAAUGUUCAUUUUGUUUGUGCACUACCGGUGUUUACUGAAGAUUUACACAAAAAGAUAUUGUCAGCUGUUACAUGCAUUCCUUGAAAAUCACUAAUUUGUCACAUAUUAUUCACCUUCUCGCUAUGUCAUGUUGAAUAUGUUCACCAUUUUAUCGCAGAAGUUAACUAAUAAGAGAGUUGUUCACAAUUUUAUCGCAGAAGCUAGCUAAUAAGAGAGUUUUUCACCAUUUUAUCGCAGAAGUUAGCUAAUAAGAGAGGUGUUCACCAUUUUAUCACAGAAGUUAACUAAUAAGAGAGUUUUUCACCAUUUUAUCACAGAAGUUAGCUAAUAAGAGAGUUGUUCCCCAUUUUAUCACAGAAGUUAGCUAAUAAGAGAGUUGUUCACCAUUUUAUCACAUAACUUAGCUAAUAAGAGAGUUGUUCACAAUUUUAUCACAGAAGUUAGCUAAUAAGAGAGUUGCUCACCAUUUUAUCACAGAAGUUAGCUAAUAAGAGAGUUGUUCACCAUUUUAUCGCAGAAGUUAACUAAUAAGAGAGUUGUUCACCAUUUUAUCACAGAAGUUAGCUAAUAAGAGAGUUGUUCACCAUUUUAUCACAGAAGUUAGCUAAUAAGAGAGUUGUUCACCAUUUUAUCACUGAAGUUAACUAAUAAGAGAGUUGUUCACCAUUUUAUCACAGAAGUUAGCUAAUAAGAGAGUUGUUCAACAUUUUAUCACAGAAGUUAACUAAUAAGAGAGUUGUUCACCAUUUUAUCACAGAAGUUAGCUAAUAAGAGAGUUGUUCACCAUUUUAUCACAGAAGUUAACUAAUAAGAGAGUUGUUCACCAUUUUAUCACAGAAGUUAGCUAAUAAGAGAGUUGUUCAACAUUUUAUCACAGAAGUUAGCUAAUAAGAGAGUUGUGUGUUUUUUGAGUUGGAGGGAGAGGGAUAUAACUAAAAAUGUUCAAUAAAUUUUGAUACAAACUUACUUUUUUUUAGAAGUGGAUUUAAAAAAAAAACAACAACAACAAAAAACCAACUAAAUUCCCAUUUAAAGAACAAAUCAUAGACUGUUAGAGAGUACAUCACACAAAAUGUCUUUGGCACUAGAACACAAUCUCAGCUAUUCCGUCUCUCCCCUGACAGGAUAUUCUUAGAUGCCGAGCCAUCACCACGUCCAUUCAGAAGAUUGAGUUUGAGGUGCCGGAUGCAGGGCGAAAUGUCAAAUUUAGGUGAGGACGCUCGAGCCCGCCAACAAUUGUGUGUGUGUUCUGCUGACAUAUUUUCGUGUUAGGUUUUUUUUGCGAUUUUAUAACAAAGCCUCUAGCAAGGAACAACUUGUUUCUUUAAUAACAAACCUCUAGCUAAGGACAAAUUAUGUUCUUUUAUAACAAAACCCUAGCUAAGGAUUACUUAAGUUCUUUUAUAACAAGCCUCUAGCUCGGAACAAGCUAAGUUUUGAUUACAAUCCUUUAGCAAGGGACAACUUAUGUUCUUUCAUAACAAGCCUCUAGCUAGGGACAACUUAGUUCUUUUAUAACAAGCCUCUAGCUAAGUAAAAACUUUUAAUAACAAAGCCACUAUCUAGGGACAGCUUAAGUUCUUUUAUAACAAGCCACUACCUAGGGACAACGUCAGGUCUUUUUUAAAACGCCUCUAGCUAUGAUCUUUUUUUGUUCUUUUAUAACACGACUCCAGCUAUGCACUACUUAAGUUCGUUUAUAACAAGCCUCAAGCUGUGAUCGGUUUUAGCUCUUUCAUGACAAGCCUCCUGCCAUGCACUACUGAAGUCCUUUAGCCCUUAUAUUCAUUAAUGCUAGUGCACUUGUGGCAAGAAUUACACCAAGGGAAUGAACACGAGAUUUAGAUUUAAAUAAUGAUUACUGUUUGGUCUCCCUUAGCAUAUCUUUCGAGAUGGUAGGUCGUGUUACCGUUACAACAUCACCCAAGCCUUUCAUAAUAUUGAUUUGCCUUUUAUCUGUCACUGAUACCUUUAUUUACAAAUGUACACGUGUACUGUAUUUUUGCAUUUUCGACUGCAGUGUGUACGAUGUCGGAGGACAGAGAGGCGAACGGAAGAAGUGGAUCCAGGUAUUCGACAAUGUCGUCGCCAUCUUGUAUCUGGCGGAUACUUCCGGUUUCGACCAAUGUCUGAGAGAAGAUCACAGCAAGAAUAGGUUGAUUGAGUCCAUGGAAAUCUUCGAACAGGUUUGGAAU
This is a messenger RNA of Lymnaea stagnalis (great pond snail), 36683 nucleotides long. The record is from the annotation of a GenBank genome assembly. NCBI's taxonomy places the organism in Eukaryota, Metazoa, Mollusca, Gastropoda, Lymnaeidae.